CCUGCGGCCUUGGGCAGCGGCGACGGCAGCGCAGAGGAUUUGGAACUGAGAGCUAAGACCACAAGGAAAACUCCCAGAAAGAACAUUCCAGCAAAAGGAUCAUCCCAAGGUUCUCCAGGCUGAGGUCGGGGGAAGAGCCGAAGCUUCUGCCUUCUCAGGGACUCAAUGGAGAAUCCCAGCAGCCCAGACUCCACAGAUUUGGAGUCCAAGAACAAGACCAAGGAUGAGCCAGAGGAUGAAUCUUUCCAUAUAGUGAAGAUUGAAAGACUCAGCAGUGUUGAUGAUUGCUCCUCUAUUUCUGGGGAAUGGGGUGAAAGUGAGAGCCAGGUAAAAAGUGAGGAAAUAAAACAGGAGAGUGAUGUGAGAAAAAGGGCCAAAAGCCAGAAGAUUCAAACUAGAGACAAAUGUUAUAAUCAUAAGGAAUGUGGGAAAGUCUUCCCACCAUAUUCAAAGUUUUCUGAACAUCAGAAAGUCCAUGCUCUUGAGAAGGCUUAUAAAUGUAAUCAGUGUGGACAAACAUUCACUCACAAGUCAAGACUUACUCGACACCAGAGAAUUUAUGCUAGAAAGAAGUGUCAUAAAGGUAAUGACUGUGAGAAGGCCUUUAGUCAGACCUUAACCCAUGCUUCACAUCAGAUGAUCCAUAUGGAAGAGAAACCAUAUAAAUGUAGAGAAUGUGGGAGAUCCUGUCCCAAAAACUCAAUUCUUAUUAGGCACCAGAGAAUUCAUACGGGAGAGAAGCCUUACAAAUGUAAAGAGUGUGGGAAAGCCUUCACUGAAGUGUCUAAACUGAAUAUACAUCAGAGGAUUCAUACUGGAGAGAAGCCUUAUGAAUGUAAUGAUUGUGGGAAAGCCUUCAAUAGAAGUUCAUCCCUUGUUAGGCAUCAGAAAAUUCAUACUGGAGAGAAGCCGUAUAAAUGUGACAAGUGUGAAAAAGCCUUUACUGAGAGCUCAAACCUUAUUUUACAUCAGAUGGUUCAUACUGGAGAGAAGCCUUAUACUUGUAAUCAAUGUGGGGAAGCCUAUACUAAAAACUCAAACCUUGUAAGGCACAAGAGAAUUCAUACUGGAGAAAAGCCUUAUAAAUGUAAGGAGUGUGGGAAAGCUUUCACUGAGAUGUCAAAACUUACAACACAUCAGAAGAUUCAUAGUGGAGAGAAACCUUAUGUGUGUAACAAAUGUGGGAAAGCCUUUACUGGAAAUUCAAACCUUUCAAAACACCAGAAAAUCCAUUCUGGAGAGAAGCCUUACAAAUGUGCUGAGUGUGGGAAAGCCUUCAGUCAGAGUUCAGUGCUUUAUAGGCAUAUGUUGAUUCAUACUGGAGAGAAGCCUUAUAAAUGUAAUGAAUGUGGGAAAGCAUUCACUCAAUACUCAACCCUUUUCAAGCACGAGAGAAUUCAUACUGGAGAGAAGCCUUAUAAAUGUAAUGAGUGUGGAAAAGCCUACACUCGAAACUCAACCCUUUUCACUCACCAGAGGAUUCAUACUGGAGAGAAGCCUUAUAAAUGUGAGGAGUGUGGGAAAUCCUUCAAUGAGAGCUCUACUCUUACUGUACAUCAGAUGAUUCAUACUGGGGAGAAGCCUUAUACAUGUAGUGAAUGUGGGCUAUCUUUCACUAAAAACUCAUUUCUUGUCAGACACCAGAGAAUUCAUACUGGAGAGAAGCCUUAUAAAUGUGAGGAGUGUGGGAAAGCCUUCAAUGAGAUGUCAAAACUUAAAAUGCACCAGAAGAUUCAUAGUGGGGAAAAACCUUAUAAAUGUAAUAAAUGUGGAAAAGCCUUCACUGAGAACUCACGCCUUUUGAAACACCAGAGAAUUCAUACUGGAGAGAAGCCUUAUAAAUGUAAUGAGUGUGGGAAAGCCUUCAGUCAGAGCUCAAUGCUUAUUAGGCAUAUGAUGACUCAUACUGGAGAAAAACCUUAUAAAUGUAAUGAAUGUGGGAAAUGCUUCACUCAAAAGUCAAGCCUUUUCAUCCACCAGAGAAUUCAUACUGGAGAGAAUCCUUAUAAGUGUAAGGAAUGUGGAAAAGCCUUUCGUAGAACCUCAGCACUUAAUAAACACCAGAGAAUUCAUACUGAAGAAGACAAGCCUUUUAAAUGUAAUGAGGGAGGCAAGAUGGUGGAAGAGAGGCAGCCACCCAAGCUGAAAUCUCCCAAAAUUCCCCUCAAAAAAACUUCAAAAUAACACUUCAAAUCAAAUGUUGGAGCAGCAGAGCCAAAAAAAGGUCAGGGUGAAACAUUUUUCCAGACUAAGACAAUUUAGGAGGUCAGCUCUUUUUUCCAAGGUGGUGUGAUCAGGGAGAGGUGUGGUCCCUCUUCUCUUGAUCUGUGCUCUGCUUUUUACUUAGGGUGGGGUAAAGAUACAAGGACCAGUGCUCCUUGAAAGUCCUUAUAUCCCUUUCCCCACCCUCACCCCCAAACUAUCUCUGAAGACAGCAGCAUAAAGAAACCUCAAGCUUGGGACAGUGCCUCCCUACCUCUAGGUGAGCAGAGCCCAACUUAAAUAUAAAGAUCAAAGUCAAGAUAUAGGUUGGAAAAAUGAACAAACAACAACAACAAAAGAACUUGACACAAAAAGCUAUUACAAUGGCAAGGAAGAGAAAGACACAAACUCAGAAGAAGAUAACUGUGAGAAAAGAGCUACAGCCAAAACCUCAAAGAAAAAUGCUAAUUGGGCCCAAACCCAACAAGAAUAUCUAGAAGAAUUCAAGAGAUAAGAAUGGUAGAGGAAAAUUUGGGAAAAGAAAUUAAAGUGAUGCAAAAAAAUAUGAAAAAAGAAAUAACAGCUUGGAAAAAGAGGCACCAAAAA
Molecule: messenger RNA, 2808 nt
Organism: Dromiciops gliroides (monito del monte)
Lineage: Eukaryota; Metazoa; Chordata; Mammalia; Microbiotheria; Microbiotheriidae
Product: zinc finger protein 260-like
Exons: 4
Coding region: 166-2184 (672 amino acids)
Source: RefSeq, a predicted model, not a curated record